AGCCUCAGGAAGGUCGGAACCAAGGGGGGAGGAGAAUGGUGCGUGUGGUGCUUGCCAGCCGUGCUGCUAGCGGCGUCGGUGGUGGCCGUUAGCGGCCAGUUCCAGCGAUUCAGGCAGCGUGACUCUGGCUACCCGGAGAGGCAGAGCUUGGACGUCGUCCCACUCGGCCGAAGUACCUGCUCCCGCCGCGGCCCCCGCCGGCUACAAGGACAUCAGCCGCAGCCAUGGCGGCGUCUACGUCGAGGAAAUGUCCAACAGCUACGUCUUGGGCGGCAGGAGGCGGCGACGUAAUCGCUUCAGGCUUCUUGAUGUCCCCAAUAAUCAGGGUCCACUCGGGGGGCAGUUGGCCCCACAGCCUCAGAUGCCGGGACAGAACAGUCAGGGCUACGGUCUGAUUGGCUCUCUUGAUCAGGCCGCACUGAAUAGCCAAGGACAGGGCGCGAACGUCGCACAGGGACGUACUGGGGCACAGGGAGCAGCAGGACAAUCGGGAGCCCAUGGUCAACCGGGAAAACCAGGACAGCCUGGAAAUGUGGGACCGGUUGCUCCACCUGGGGCUCUAGGACAGCCGGGGCCGACGGGAGGCUUGGGCGACCCGCAAGGACCCGAAAAUCGCAACCUCGGUGAGAAAACGCCGAUCCAACCAGCAGCUGGUAAGGCAGGGGCCCCGGGGGCUGCUGGAGCUCCAGGCCAACCAAGUCAACCAGGACAGCCAGGACAGCCAGGUCAGCCAGGGCCGCCAGGUCAGCCCGGCCAGCCGGGACAGCCCGGCACUCACGCACCACCAAUAGGUCCCGAGCGUCGUGGCCACGGUGAGAACAUGCCGGUUCAUCCAGCGGCUGGUAAGCCAGGAGCCCAGGGUGCUGCUGGAGCUCCAGGACAGCCGGGUCAGCCGGGUCAGCCGGGUCAGCCGGGUCAGCCGGGACAGCCAGGCAAUCGCGCACCACCUGCAGGUGAUCAGCUUGGCAGGAGGGACGCCAACGAAGCUGGUUCUGCGGGCAAGGAUCAGUCGGCAUACACGGGUCUUCCGGGUCUGCCAGGAGAACCCGGUCUUCCAGCGGUACCACAGAACCCGUCCGUAGAAAGUCGCAACUUUCCCGAGGGUCGGGGUGGCACGCCUGGAGAGCCUGGUCAUGCGGGGAAGGAUGGAAUGGAUGGUACGCCAGGCAAGCCUGGAGGGCCUGGGCAGCUAGGCAAGCCGGGUGGAAUAGGUUCACCGGGUGAACCAGGUGAGCCUGGACAUCCUUCUAAGGACGGUGGAAACCCAGGAGUUCCAGGCAACCCGGGCCGUCCGGGCAAACCCGGCCCACCAGGUCUUCCCGGCCCUACGGUUACGGGCGCCGCCGCGGAAUACGCAAACAAGCACCCUACCGAUGCGAACACUAGCAGCAACCUUGCGAACGACGCUGCUAAGGCGGGGCCGGACAAGAGCGCACACGCGGCCGAUGGCAGAAACUCUAUGAACGGGGUGGCACUUAACGAGGUCCCCGCGCAGAGCAGGCCACCGGGCAGAUACCGCAGGCUCCGCCAGGCCAACAAGCGCCGCCAUCACAAGCACGGCCACCCACGACUGCGCAGCCUCAACCACUGA
Molecule: messenger RNA, 1591 nt
Organism: Rhipicephalus microplus (southern cattle tick)
Lineage: Eukaryota; Metazoa; Arthropoda; Arachnida; Ixodida; Ixodidae
Biological process (GO): extracellular matrix organization
Molecular function (GO): extracellular matrix structural constituent conferring tensile strength
Source: RefSeq, a predicted model, not a curated record